AUGGGCCUGCUCGAUCACGUCGGCAGCGCCGUGUCGGGUGCCAAGUCGCACAUCAAGCCUAGCAAGGAAGACCGCCCGCCCGAGGGCGCCUCCGCCGACGACACCGAGGAGCUCGACGAGGAGUCCGGCAACAUCCUCAUGUCGCUCAUCGGCCAGCUCCGCAUAGGCAUGGACCUCUCCAAAGUGACGCUCCCCACCUUUGUGCUCGAGCCCCGCUCCAUGCUCGAGCGCAUCACUGACUUCAUGUCGCAUCCCGACCUCAUCUUUGGCGCCGGCAAGCUCGACUCGCCCGAGGAGCGCUUCCUCCAGGUCACGCGCUACUACCUUUCCGGCUGGCACAUCAAGCCCAAGGGCGUCAAGAAGCCCUACAACCCCAUCCUCGGCGAGUUCUUCCGCUGCACCUACAACUACACCGACGGCACCAAGGGCUACUACAUUGCCGAGCAGGUCUCGCACCAUCCGCCCAUCAGCGCCUACUACUACGUGUCGCCCGAGAACAACCUGCUCUUCUACGGCGAGCUCAAGCCCAAGUCCAAGUUCCUCGGCAACUCGGCCGCCACCAUCAUGGGCGGCGAGAAUCGCGUCGUGCUGCUCGACCGCCAGGAGGACGGCGAGUACGCGAUCUCGAUGCCCAACAUGUAUGCGCGAGGCAUCCUCUUUGGCCGCAUGGUGCUCGAGCUCGGCGACACGAGCAAGAUCCGCAACGAGGCCAACGACCUCAGUUGCGACGUCGAGUUCAAGACCAAGGGCUACUUCACCGGCACCUACAACGCCAUCGGCGGCAAGGUCACCAAGGGCCACAAGGCCGUCGGCGAGAUCACGGGCAAGUGGAGCGACUCGAUGGACUACAAGGACUCGAGCUCGGGCAAGGUGGAGGAGCUGUUUGAUGCGCACAAGGCGACCAUCGUGCAGAAGGAGGUGAUCCCCGAGGACCAGCAGGAGGCCAACGAGUCGCGCAGGUUGUGGAGCAAGGUCACCGAGGGCAUCAAGGAGAAGAACCUCGACAAGGCCACCGAGAGCAAGAGCGCCAUCGAGGAGAAGCAGCGUGCGCUCGCAAAGGAGCGCGAGGAGUCGGGCGCCACCUGGUCGCCGCGCUUCUUUGUGCAGAAAGGCGAAAAGUACUACCCCAAGAUGGACGCACUUCCCUCGGACGACUACCGCCCUCCCGUCGUGGUCGACUACUUUGCCAAGUCGGCGUAG
Moesziomyces aphidis is the source of this 1200-nucleotide messenger RNA. NCBI's taxonomy places the organism in Eukaryota, Fungi, Basidiomycota, Ustilaginomycetes, Ustilaginales, Ustilaginaceae. The record is from the annotation of a GenBank genome assembly.